This is a messenger RNA of Anarrhichthys ocellatus (wolf-eel), 4735 nucleotides long. RefSeq names its product carboxylesterase 4A-like. NCBI's taxonomy places the organism in Eukaryota, Metazoa, Chordata, Actinopteri, Perciformes, Anarhichadidae. The coding region runs from base 1947 to 2846 and encodes 299 amino acids. The record is from RefSeq and is a predicted model, not a curated record. The transcript has 2 exons.
UGAAUGGGAUUUCCUCAGAGUAUGAAAUCUGAAGCUCAUCCAGGUGGAACAUUGACUCUUAAGCAGUAGAAAAGUGUAAAAAAGACACAUCCUGCAGAUGAAAAAACUAUAACUGUUCUACAUCACACACACACACACACACACACAUACAGCCACACACAAAUGCAUGCACAAGCAUAUAGAUGUCCUACUAAAAUUCCUCUUGUCUGGUUCUUUAAGGCGAGAUAUCAUUUGUAUUUAUUUCAGUUCAUUUGCUUCCUUGUCUUAGCGGACCUUUUUUUACUAACCUCACUUUUUAUAGAUAUGUUCACUACUUUUGUGCAUAUUGUUAACUGUACAGGCUUUUCAGAUUAAAAAAAGAUGUUACUGAUUGAAAUUAAAUUUACUGGUGAACAGCUGACAUUUCCUGCUCAAGUGAUGACGAGCUCCCUGCGUUGGCCUGGACGAUAUGAGGAUACAAAGACUGAACAGUGCAGGUCUUUUAGACUUUCCAAAUGUUAUGACACCAAAUUGAUCAAAUGCUGAUAGUGAUUUGGGUUUUCUCUUACAAAACACAUGCAUUGUAUAAAGAAGAUAUGUUUUUCUUGUCUACCGGCGGUAGCAACAUUAAUUAAAUGUAACAGGUGCAGUGUGUUGCAUCAUAUGAUAGCCAUGUCUCUCACGAGAUACAUGUCAACACUGGGAAAUUGGACAAAGGAAAAGGCUGACAUGUGUGGGUUCACAUUGAAACCAAUAGGUGUGGCUGAUUUCAGGUGCAGCAUAUACCACAGGAGUGAGUUUCCCUUAAGACCUCUGGCCCAACUCUCUUAGAAGCAAGAAAAACUGUUGACAAGCAGCUAACCAGAAAACUUUGCCAUAAAAGAUGAGAUUGAAGUGUCAACCAUAUUCAACUUUGAUUUUGAAUACAGAAAUCAUUGUAUAAUUUCAUCAAAGUACCACAUCCUCAUACUGUCUUGUAUUUAAGCCUCACUGUAAAACAUCAACACCGAUAUUUUUUUAUAAAUUCUUACUCAAACCACAAUAUUUGCACGUAGAAACGAUUGUAUGUUUAUGAUAGGAUUUAGUAUUUGAUAAAUUCUCCACGCCUGUAGUUUAUACCAUCGUGUUGCUGCUGGGAGUAUGCAUCCAAGUCUAUGGCUCUCUCCCAAAACUAUCCCCACCCACUAGCACCGGGUGUCUCCACCAUAACCUGCAAACAUCUGUCGCCAAGCAUACUGACAAUCACCUUGCUUGUUACACUUACUGUCAUGUGCUAUAAAUAGAUGUUAUGUUCCUCUUAAACUGAUUGAUGCUUGUGCAUCGGGGUGUAACACAAAUCAAAUGGCCCUCCUACUAAUUGCUGAUAUUUUACUGUCUAGCAGCAGGCAAGAAAAUGAAGGGGAUUGAAUUGAGAAUAUCAUUCGCUGUCUUUGUGGGAAUGCUGAUUGUAAUUUUGUUUCUGUGUUGUAGGGGACGGACUACAAGUUUACCCACUGCACGACUACUCCUGCUCCUGUACACGGCAGUCACCUCUAAAUGAUGGAAACCCUCAUCCCUGAUUGGCUUGUGUACCUUCUGACAAGCGGAGCUUAAAGACGACAUCCUUGCUGUUCUCUUCUUCAUCGCAGUGCUCAUUGGCCGGACCUUUUUGAGGAAUAUUGUCCGUAUCGUGAGGAAUAGUUCUCAGAUUUCCCUUCAACUGAACUGUAGGUAACUGAUGGCUGUUACAUUUCCACCGGGUGGUUUGCACUGCCUGGAUUUUAAAAAGGAUCAUUAGCAACCACGACCUCUUCUGCUCCGGAGUUUUCCCCUACUUAUGCUUGUGUGCGAAUGUGGUUUUAGUGUGAUUGUCUGUUUGUGUUUGCAUCUGCAUGGCGUAAGUGAGGGAUAGAAAAUAAGGAUUCUUUUUCACUCAAAGAGGACAAAAGAAGACACAGCAAACAAGUUGAAAACAAGGAGUCGCAACUAUGUCCCAGUGGAGGCACCAUUCAAGGACUGGUUGUCAGCUACUCCAGACUGCCAAGAGUAAGAGCAGGCUGAUGGGAUACGUAAGGCUUGAAGGUUCCUUAAGCAGUGGUCGGUGGGUGUCCUCUCUAAUAGGGCUGGGACUGAUGCUGCUGCUGCAGGCAUCUCCUACUGCUGUGUCGGCUCAGAAACUCGACGAGAACGACCCGGUGGUCACCACCACGUAUGGCAAGCUGCGUGGCGUUAAGAAGGAGCUCAACAACGAGAUCCUGGGUCCCGUCGUGCAGUUCCUGGGCGUUCCGUACGCUGCCCCGCCCACCGGCGAGCGCCGCUUUCAGCCACCAGAGCCACCGGUGUCAUGGCCGGAGAUCCGCAACGCCACGCACUUUGCCCCGGUGUGCCCUCAGAGCAUCGUGGAGGGCCGCCUGCCGGACGUGAUGCUGCCGGUGUGGUUCACCAACAGCAUCGACGUUGUGUCCACAUACGUCCAGGACCAGAGCGAGGACUGCCUCUAUAUCAACAUCUACGUCCCCACUGAGGAUGUCAAAAGAAUAUCCAAGGAUUGUGCCAGGAAACCGGGCAAGAAAAUAUGUAGACAAGGAGGUAUGUAUGAUCUGAACGCAACCUAUACCAUGCCACAGAAAGAAGAAACUAGGAGGGAAAAAAAGAAGAACCUUCUGGUGCAGCUGAGAGCAAUCAUGAUAUCAAGGUCUACAAAUUAUUCAGGUUUCGACUCGAGGCAUCUGCAGGUUUUCAGAAUGCUACAUUUAAGAGACAGGGCCGUUUUUCAACGAUACCUGGAGGUAAAUUUAAGGGCAAUUUUAAAAACCAUAAGUGGAAGUCUUCCUCUGACUGAACAUUUGCAGGUAUUAGCAAAAACAUAUGUGCUACUACAACGCUGAAUGAGCCAUGUGAUUUGUAGACCUUGUGAUGUCGAUACCGAGGUAGUGUUGCUCCACACUCCAUGGUCCAUCCAUGUGUGCUCUCAUUGGUCAGCAAGAUUUGGUGAUGUGAUCGGCUGCCAGAUCUGGGGUCAGAAGCUGUGCGGUAACGAGGCUUGAUGUGUAAGGAGAUAGGAGCAUAUUAGAUCAGACAUGCUGUCACAAACACACACACACACACACACACACACACACGUACAGUGAUGUAGUUGCAUGCAGUGUUAAACAAGAUGAGCUCAAGCUAGACCAUGACUGUGUAAUCUCCAUUAAAAGAAGGCAGAGCUGUGUUCAGGUUGGCCCGGGCUGCUGUAUCAAGCACUGUUUCAUCAAGAUAAUGCCCUCCUCCUCCCUCUGUCUCUCUCCCUGUCUCCCAGCCUCUCCCUCCCUGGAUGUGUGCACGCUUUUUAGUGUCUAUACAUGUUUGUAUGAGAGUGUGUAAGAUUGUGUGAGUGUGUGUGUGUGUGUGUGAGAGAGAGAGAGACAGUUGCUGACAGUGUCCUUGAUAAGGUCUGGGUGUUAAUGUCAUUUUCUUGGCAGCAGGCUGCAUUAUCACUUAGUGUACAUUCCUCCUCUACUUACUACACGGAUACAUGUGCACUCUAACCUCUCCUUUCCUCAGACGUGUAGCACGCACAGAGACACAAUGGGGGAGUGCUUUUAAAUUGGGAGAUUACAGAAGCUUACAUGUUAGUCAUACAGCAUGGAGAAUCACCAUUAUAUACAGCAUGGAGAAUCACCAUUAUAAAACCAAGACCCAGACAAUCUGGAGCUUUGCUUAAGAAAACAAUGAAAAGCAAAGAAAAACAAGAUGGUGGAUCUGUGGCCUUCUUAAGGUAGAAAGUGUUACCCACUUACCCACUUACAAUUAUCCACCGUCUGUGCCUCACUUUAUUAACGUGUACAUACAUGAAUGCAUGUAGGCCACAUGUUGUUAACAGGCUUACUCAGCCUUACUCUGUCAAAAAACAAAGUUUAACAACACAGUAUUUAUUAACACUGCAUUAUAACUAGACAGAAGGUAAUACAUUUGAACUUCCUUAUGUAACUGCCACAUUUUGCAGAGAUCUCCUGCAAUAUGUUAUACAUUUCCCUACAUUUUGUUAUCAAUCAUUACUUAUUGCAGAGGAUGUUUCAAGAUGUGUUCAAGAGAGCUAAGGGAUACAGUGACACUUGUGGUGUUGGUCAAUAAUAAUAAUGAUAAUAAUAAUAAUGAUAAUAAUGUAGAUAAUUAAUUGUAUCUUUUUAAAUUAUUUUUUUAUUGAAGACAUCCAUGUUGGUUGGUUAAUACAUAAUGCACUAUUCAAUUUUCAUAAAAAAAUGCAACACCCAACUUUUUAAUAAUCACUGCAAUAUCUAAUAAGGUAUUAACAAAUGCAGCAGAUCAUUACAACAUGUUGGUUCAUUCCGUCCAGGUAUUAUUAUAUAUUUACAGUGUUCAUUCUACCUCAUUUGUGAACAAUUAAGAAGCUUAUUACAAUUAUUACAGACAGUAGGGCUGCAUAAUAAAUAUAAAUAUGGCCAACUGCAAAUUUCAAAUCAUAAUCAAUUGCAAUAUCAGUCGAAAACAUUUUUUCAAAAUGUGUUUAGCCAGAACAGACAGAUGACACAUGAAAGGACCUGAGGCAGAUUUAAAUCUGGGAGAUAUUCCUCACAAUAUGGAAAAUAUUGGACUUUUUAAAUCAAUAAAAAUCAAGAAAAAUAACAAAUUUGGCUUCUAUUCUUAAAAGUAAAAUACUAUACCCUCGCAUGUAUGUUAGGCUGGUUGAGUGUACAGUAGGGGUGGGGGAAAAAUCGAUACAGCAUAGUAUCGCGAUAUUUUGCGUGGCGAUAUUGUAUCGUGAUAAUAUCGC